Molecule: messenger RNA, 1068 nt
Organism: Fusarium venenatum
Lineage: Eukaryota; Fungi; Ascomycota; Sordariomycetes; Hypocreales; Nectriaceae
Source: RefSeq, a predicted model, not a curated record
AUGAGUCUAAGCGAGAAACUCUCAGUCGCUACUAUGCCCUUCUACGUAACUUGUGAGCAAUUGACUGUUGGCUUGGCGUUUCUUGGUGCAGGGUUCCGUAUGCCCAGUGGCACAAGCAACAACCUGUUGGUCCAGGGGUUAAAGAAACUUCUAUCUAUGUUACUAGCUCAAAUGGGACUCUAUGGCCUGUUACGAUUCUCACAUGACAAUGAAGAACUGAGGAACUUCUUUUCUAUCACCAUUCCAUCAUUUCAUUUCAUCAUUUCAUUUCUUCUACGAACCCUUCACAAUCACAUUCCCUUAAACGAAACAAAAAUGAAAUACCGCAAUGCUGCCUUUUUCUUGCAGUUCUCAACUGCCAAUGCUGCCAUCUAUGAUUCUCUAUUUCCGACUGCAAGGCCAACUACUUCAGACAACGACGUCGAUUGCAUGUUCGAAGACUUCUACCCAAUCUUCUCUGCCUUGACUCCAAACGGGAGUCUCUCAACAGCCCUUCUGUCUUACGGCAACGAACUGAUCAAGGGUUGUCCUUUGACAGACGUCGACGUGAUGGGCCUACCCACGUGCCCGUACCCAGCGCUGUCAGACUGGUGCUCCUUCAGCGACCAUGCGCCUACAACUCUAGUGCCUGCUUGGUCGUCCUAUGGAAGCUCGGCGUCCUCGUGGUGGUCAGAACAUAGCUCCUACGCUGUGAAGUACGCCCAUGUUUGCAAGAAGAAGUGGUUCAAUCAGAUGAUUGGCGUUGUCUAUGGUUCAGCUCGACUGAAUAACACUAUUCAUUGGGGCGAGUGCUAUGUCCAGGUCUACGCCACUGUGGAUGGCAAGGUCACUGAAACAUCGACACCAACCACAAAAGCGACAACCGGUAUGAAAGCUACUUCUAAGGUACCUGGAGAGACCCGCGCAACUUCAGAACAAAUUGAAGAAACAUCCAAAGAGGCUCAGGGUACUGCGAAGACGGAUCAAAGAGAGAAAUCGCAGGGAAAUCAGGUUAAUGCUCGAGGAGCUAAUGCUUGGCUUAUAGCUGGCGGUGGAUUUACAGCUGCUUUGGUAAAUGAAGUUAUGUAA